Messenger RNA from Chelonia mydas (Green sea turtle), 1008 nucleotides. It is a transcript of the gene RNF175, whose product is annotated as ring finger protein 175. Gene Ontology annotation, cellular component: Golgi membrane; endoplasmic reticulum membrane. Lineage: Eukaryota; Metazoa; Chordata; Testudines; Cheloniidae. Gene Ontology annotation, molecular function: metal ion binding; ubiquitin protein ligase activity. The record is from RefSeq and is a predicted model, not a curated record.
AUCUAAUUUGCUAGCUCACUAUCUUCUGCAGGUCUGUCUCGGCAUUUCCAGCUCUCCUCCUCCCAGCUUCUCAUUGUCAAAAAAGUAUGGAUCUAGUGUGCACAUUUUAAUUCUAUGCAUUUUCUUUUAAGACUUCAUCAUCAGAAGAUGCAUGCAAAGCACCAUGGCCACGAAUCUAUGCAUAUGGAGAUGAUUCUUAUUCUCAUUGCAACCUUGGUAGUGGCACAGAUUGUACUCGUUCAAUGGAAGCAAAGGCACUGCAGGUCAUACAGUCUGGUAACCCUCCUGCAGAUGUGGGUUUUUCCUUUGUAUUUCACCAUCAAACUUUACUGGUGGCGAUUUCUGUCCAUGUGGGAAAUAUACGAUACUGUAUGAGAUUUUGGAGAUCUUCAGUAUGUUUCCUUUUCUCUGAUCCACAGGUUGGUCUACAAGUGGUUUCUUCUUCUCUAUAAACUGAGUUAUGCAGUUGGAAUUGUGGGUUAUUUAGAUAUAAUGUUUACCAUGUUUGGAUUUAAUUUAGCCUUUCAAAUCAAGACUGAAGAUUCCCUGGAUUUUGGUGUGAUUUUGCUGUUUUAUGGACUCUACUAUGGAGUGAUGGGAAGAGACUUUGCAGAGAUUUGUUCUGAUUACAUGGCUUCCACUAUGGGGUAAUUUUAUAAUGUCAGUGGGAUGCCUACAAGAAAUUUGUCCAACAACAUCUGUGCAGUCUGUAGGCAGAAAAUCUUUGUGGACAUAAAUGAGGAAGGGAUAAUUGAAAAUACCUACCAGCUGUCAUGCAAUCAUGUAUUUCAUGAAUUUUGCAUCCGAGGCUGGUGCAUUGUUGGCAAAAAGCAGACUUGCCCAUACUGCCGAGAGAGAGAGACAUUAAAGAGAAUGUUAAGUAACCCGUGGGAGCGUACACAUGUUUUGUAUGGGCAACUGUUGGAUUGGCUCCACUAUCUGGUGGCCUGGCAACCAGUUGUUAUAGGAAUAGUCCAUGUCAUUAACUAUUCGUUGGGCUUAGAAUAG